This is a messenger RNA of Lutra lutra (Eurasian river otter), 1123 nucleotides long. RefSeq names its product oxidoreductase NAD-binding domain-containing protein 1-like. Gene Ontology annotation, molecular function: oxidoreductase activity. Bases 1 to 789 code for a protein of 262 amino acids. Gene Ontology annotation, cellular component: mitochondrion. The transcript has 2 exons. The record is from RefSeq and is a predicted model, not a curated record. Lineage: Eukaryota; Metazoa; Chordata; Mammalia; Carnivora; Mustelidae.
AUGGGUGUCUUGGAUCUAAGCAUCAAGUCUGCACUUCAGUGCAAUUGCUUGGUUUGUGGGGCUGCGAAUGAGUCGCCAUCUGUGAAGAGGCUCCGCCUGCUUGUUACGGAUAAAGACUUUUCUUUUAAAGCUGGCCAGUGGGUUGAUUUCUUUAUCCCAGGAGUCUCAGUGGUUGGUGGGUUCUCAAUAUGCUCCAGUCCCAGACUGCUGGAAGAAGAGAGAAUGAUAGAAUUGGCAGUGAAAUAUACGAACCACCCUCCUGCUCUCUGGAUUCACAGUCAGUGUACACUUGACUCGGAAGUGGCCGUGAGAGUGGGCGGAGAGUUCUUCUUUGUCCCAGAGCCUGCGGAUGCCCCCAGAAACCUCGUGUUGAUUGCAGGGGGAGUCGGAAUUAACCCUCUGCUCUCCAUUCUGCGGCAUGCGGCCGACCUGCAUAGAGAAUGGGCAGACAAAGGAGGCGGCUAUGAGAUGGGGACGAUAAAGCUCUUCUACAGUGCCCAAAACACCAGUGAGCUCUUGUUUAAGAAAAAUAUCCUCGAUUUAGUAAAUGAAUUUCCUGAGAAGAUUGCGUGCCGUUUGCAUGUUACAAAACAGACAACACAAAUCAGUGCAGAACUCAAGCCAUACAUCACGGAAGGAAGAAUAACGGAAAAGGAGAUAAGUGAUCAUGUUUCAAAAGAGACUUUGUUCUAUAUUUGUGGCACACCUCCAAUGAUAGACUUUUUCUCCAAGCAACUGGAAAACAGCCAUGUACCCCCAGAACACAUUUGCUUUGAGAAGUGGUGGUAGGGAGCGGGCAAAGGUAGAAAAGAGAAAGGUGCAAAGUCUCCUCAGGACAGCAACAGAGACAGAAUUUGUGGCACGACAGAUUUACCCCUACUCAGCUUUGCUUUUUUUUUUUUUUUUUUUAAGGCUGAACUAAGUGACCAGAUGGAGUGUAAAAGAAAAAACCCAGCUGACAGACUUAGAUGAUAAAUUUUUUACAAAGACUUCAUUGAUUAAAUUAUUUUUUACUUUAUUGAUUUUCUUUUAUUAAUAACUGUUUGAUUGUCUCAUGAUGUAUCUUGAGUUUCUUUCCUCUUAGGGAAAAAGGAGACAUAGACUUAAAUUUAAUCAUAUAAAA